This is a messenger RNA of Aspergillus chevalieri, 270 nucleotides long. RefSeq names its product protein PET117. Lineage: Eukaryota; Fungi; Ascomycota; Eurotiomycetes; Eurotiales; Aspergillaceae. Bases 1 to 270 code for a protein of 89 amino acids. Gene Ontology annotation, biological process: mitochondrial respiratory chain complex IV assembly. Gene Ontology annotation, cellular component: mitochondrion. The record is from RefSeq and is a predicted model, not a curated record. The transcript has 2 exons.
AUGUCCAAAGCAUCUAAGGCGACGUUAGCUAUGACUGGUCUCGGUACUGCGGGGAUUGUCUGGUUUGUCCACUGGGCACAGGAACAAGAGAGAGCAGCAAUGCACAAGGGUGUGGAACGAGACAUGGAAAAGCAACGAAUUCGACAAGAGCGAGAAGCUGAUUUCGCGAUGCAAAAGGCCCUACAAGAACAAUACCUCAAAGUCCAGACGGUCUCUCCUAGUAUGGACGACCCAGGGGCAGGGCAGAAUAGUGCUGGCCAGGGUACAUAA